Messenger RNA from Microdochium trichocladiopsis, 3837 nucleotides. RefSeq lists its product as uncharacterized. The coding region runs from base 1 to 3837 and encodes 1278 amino acids. Gene Ontology annotation, molecular function: lipid binding. Lineage: Eukaryota; Fungi; Ascomycota; Sordariomycetes; Xylariales; Microdochiaceae. The transcript has a single exon. The record is from RefSeq and is a predicted model, not a curated record.
AUGGCAGACACCGACGACAUCGAGCGCUCGGCGUCCACGAAGCGCUUCGCCGGCCCACACAGCGGCAAACACCCGAUCCCCACCAUCAAGGGCUACCGUGAGCACCGCAAGGAGCUCGAUGGGCAGAUCAAGGACGAGGAGCAGGCCCAGCAGGGCCCCGAGGACGAGUCCAAGGCCGUGCGCGCCUUUCACUCGGCAAAGGCCAUCUUCCAGGACGACGAAACCCCAAAGACCCGACAUGAGCCAUAUCCCGCCGAGAAUCGCAACAUGGUCGACAAGUCGGGCGAGUCACGCGACAACCUGGCGAUGAAAGCUUCGGAAGGCAACCAGCCUCGUGGGGAAGAUUCUGGCGAGCCCAACAAAUAUGGACAUGGCCACAAGAAGGACAAAGGCCCGGAGAAGUCUGCCACCGAGACUGCAGCUGGGGCUACCAAUGCCAGAGACAAGAGGAAAGCCAUGAAGAAAACCAAGAGGCAUGGUGCCGGUCGACAAGUCACGGAUCCUGUCACCCACCUGCCCAUCACCAUCCACGACCAGACAGAAAAGGACCUCAAAUCAGUGCCCGAGAACGACCCGGAACCUGGCACGCAUCACACAACUGCGACCGGCCCUCAGUGCCAGUCCAAGUCAGAGGAGGAGCUCGACCACGAAUCGAGGACCAUGCAACAUGGCUACAACGGCAUGCAGAGGCUUUUCCCACCGCCAGAUUUCGACGACACUCGGCGCGAACUGAGUGCGAUAUAUCAGCAAGCCGUGUACGCAGGCGCCGGAAUCAUUGCCUUCAUCUUCAUCGUGUCCACCCUUGUGCCUUCCUUUAUUGGUGCUCGGUCUCUGCUGCCGAGCUUGGCUGUGCUCAGUCCCCUGGCAGCGUUAUCUGUCAUUGGCAUUGGCCAGUGGGCAAAGAAGAAGACAAACGAACUCUUCGAUGACGAGACUUGGGAUGCUGCAGCUCGUGAGGAGCAGGCCAUGGUUCAGCAAGACGAGCAGAUUCCGGAGUCGGUGCAAUGGCUCAACUCACUCUUCUCCUCUAUCUGGCCGCUGGUCAAUCCGGAUCUCUUUACCUCGCUCGUCGACCAGAUUGAGGAUGUCAUGCAAGCAUCCCUCCCAAAGGUAGUCAAGAUGGUCUCGAUCGACGAUAUGGGUCAAGGCAGUGAGUCCAUGCGCAUCCUCGGCGUGCGCUGGCUCCCCACUGGAGCAGCGAGCCAGGAUGCGUCAGCAUCAUCCGAGGAUAUCUCAAAGGAGGCCAACCGGGACAACGAGAGCGCUGAGAACGAGCAAGCCAGCCACCAGGGUCUGCAGCCCGAGGAGGGCGACUUCGUCAAUCUGGAGAUGGCAGUGGCAUACAGAAGCCGGAAGUCCGGAAAGUCUAUCCAGUCAAAGGUGAAGAACGCCCACUUGUAUCUCAAGUUCUACCUGCCAGGUGGGAUAGCGGUCCCGGUCUGGGUCGAGCUGCGCGGCAUCAUCAUGACCAUGCGACUUCGUCUGCAGCUCACGCCGGAUCCUCCAUUUGUGCAACUGUGCACCAUUACAUUCCUUGGCCAGCCAAAGGCCAGUCUCUCCUGCGUACCCCUCUCAAAGCACAGCCUCAACCUGAUGGACGUCCCUCUCAUCUCCGCCUUCGUCCAAUCGUCGAUUGACGCCGCACUGGCCGAGUACGUUGCGCCGAAGAGCUUGACGCUCGACUUGAAGAGCAUGCUCGUGGGCGAAGACUUCAAGAAAGACACAAACAGCAGAGGCGUUGUCUGGAUCUACAUCAAGUCGGCCCGCGGUUUCAAGCAGGGUGACGGCGGACUAGGUCCCUUCAAGGAGGGCUCAAGCGACGCUUAUGUGACCGUCAGCUGGGGCAAGUUUGGCAAGCCUGUGUCAGCUACACGGAUCAUCGAGGAGGAGAGUGAACCCUGCUGGCAGGAGCAUGCGGCCAUCUUGGUCACACCAGAAGAGAUCAAUGCGGAGGAGAAGCUUCGUCUACAGCUUUGGGACUCUGACAAGUGGACCGCUGAUGAUGAUCUUGGCCGGGUAGAGGUUGAUCUCAAAUCGUUGAUGAGGAACUCGGAGUCGUACAACAAGAUGCAGGAGCGUGAGGACCGGUUUACUGGGCAAGAUCCGACCGAGAAAAUGCCUGGUUCUUUGACCUGGGCUGUCGGCUACUUCAACAAGACAGGCAUCACUCAGAAGCAGCUGGAGCAGCAAGACUUCAACAGAGAAAUUAGGACCAUGGACGAGCUAAAAGAACAUGUCUCCAAGACAGCCGAGCGAAAGCUUAGAGAGGCUAACAAGCCAGCUGACGACGAGGAAGUGCGACAACAAAAGGCCCAGGACUUCGCGGAGCUCGAGUCUUCAAUGAUCUGUGCCGCGCCACCAUGCUCAAAAAAGCCCUCUGGAAUUUUGAGCAUACAGAUCCACCAGAUCACCGGUCUCGAAGUGCAGAAGUUACAGAAGGAGGACAAAGGCCAGGGCGGCGAUCACGAGGACGAGUCCGAGCGUUCUGACGACAUGCCCGACAGUUAUUGUACAGUAAUCAUCAAUCACAAGAAGGUCUACAGGACUCGCACAAAGCCAAAGAACUCGAAGCCCUUCUUCAACGCCGGCACCGAGCGGUUCAUCAGCAACUGGCAGGAUACCGAGGUCAUCGUGUCUGUCCGAGACGCCCGGGAGCGCGAGGACGAUCCCUUGAUUGGCAUCGUUUUCCUUCCAUUGGCAAAGAUGUUUGAGAAGCGGAGUCAGAUCAUGGAGAACUUUCCCCUCGUCGGUGGCAUCGGAUAUGGCAGGGCCCGGAUCAGUCUCGUCUGGCGCAGCGUCGAGCUUGAGCUGCCGGCACCUCUUAUGGGUUGGACCUAUGGCACACUUGAAGUCGUCGGGAGUGUGAAGCCCAAAGGCGGUCUGCCAAACAACCUUACAGAGAACCGGAUCAAGAUUCGCACAAACAUGGCCAGAGCGAAAAUGGCAGCGUCCGAUGGCGAGUGGAAGACCAAGUCCAGGUCUGGUGAGAACCCGUUCUUGCCAGUCCGCAAGCGCCACGCCUCGGCUAUGGUGGUGGAGUUUCGCGAGUCGACUAUUGGACCGGACAAGACGACCGCAUUCGCCGUGUUGUGGCUGCACGAGCUGGCUGACGAGGAACAAGCCACCAAGACCUUGAAGGUGUGGCGGGGCUCCAAGCAGGGGCUCAAACGCGCGACCACCAGCUGUGACUACAAGGGAAGCGAGGAGGGUGAACAGCCUCUCGGCGAGAUCGAGAUGACAUUGAAGUUCUGGCGCGGGCUCUCGGGAUACCACAAGUCGUACGCCUCCCACUCGAAGAAUGGCGACAUGCGGAACGUUAUGGAGUGCCUGGACACCAUCACCGACGAGAAGUUAGACGAGAGUGACGAGGAAGAUGACUCAGCAGGGCAGUCUACCCCAAGCAGCUCCCAGGCCGAGGCCGACCAGGAGACGCGCAAGAAGAAACUCCGCGUCCACACGAACGACACUUCGUCGUCUGACGAGCACGACGGUAGCGGUAGCGACAGCGACUCUUCAUCCAACAUCUCGAUACCCGAUUUCAAGCAGAAAGUGACAGAGGUCCUCCGCAACCCGAUUGAAGGCACGACCGCAGCAGCCGCCUCGGUCCUGGCACCUGGCCACAACGACCCAGACGACGGGGCGCGCGGAAUCCGCGGGCAGGCACGCGACUACAAGGAUCACCACAAACAGCUGCACCGCAAACACCACGGCAUCAUGCAGUGGCGCGUGGCGCGUCAGCUGGACCAUGUGGGAGGCAAGGCCAGCCGGCUCAAGGGCUCUGUGGCGAACAUGUUCAAACACGACACCAAGGAACCGGGCAUUGAGACGGAGGUUUGA